AUGGACAAGGGGCAGCUUUACAUCCUUCAUGGCGUUAUCAGCGGAGGAAUCAAGGCUGCAAUCUGGGUUGCUAAAGAGACGUUUCCAAACGCGGACGUGCAAGGAUGUGCUUUCCAUUUGGCGCUAGCAUGGAACCGCAAAGCUGGAGAUUUAGGGCUUAGGCAGCUCAUUAAGGGACGAAGAAGAUUGGGGCAAGUGCCUGCCCUUCAAUCUCUGCCGGUAAACCUAGGCCAUCCUGUUUAUGAGCCUUGCAAUAAAUUUUUGACAUAUUUGCGUAAUAUAUGGUUUACUGGUGUUUUUCAGGAUAUGUGGUGCAAAUGGAACCUACAGGAAUUGCGCAUAACCAACAUAGCUGAAGCUUUUCAUAGCAAGCUUCGUAGCAUAUUGUCAAGGCAGAUCAAUCCCCCCUUCGAGGAGCUUCUGGAAUGCUUCAGGGAGCAGCACACAUUAGCCUUGGCCAAAGUGCUACACGCGAAUGAGAAUAAUGCUGCCGCCAAACACCUGCGGAGAAGGGAUAGGCUCAGGCGGUAUAAAAAUAAUGCUACAAUGGAAGAGUUUAGGAUGGAGCUCUAG
Molecule: messenger RNA, 573 nt
Organism: Strongylus vulgaris
Lineage: Eukaryota; Metazoa; Nematoda; Chromadorea; Rhabditida; Strongylidae
Source: the annotation of a GenBank genome assembly